UAGAGAGCUAGAAAAACCCACCUGUUUCCAAUUCUUAUUAAAACAUACAUUCUCAUUCUCUCUCUCUCUCUCUCUCUAUUUCUUCCUUUAUAAAAAAUGGAUAUUGCAGGUUCAGAAUGGAGUAAUGGCUGUGAAUCAGGGUGGACCGUCUACUUAGAAGAAUCAUACAUAGCCAGAACAAAUAAUGUUGAUGAUUACCGCGAUAGUUAUCGAAUGAAUUCGACUCGCAACGAAGAGGAUUUGUCUAUGGUUUCUGAUGCCUCUUCAGGCCCUCCACAUUUUCUCCAUGAUAAUGAUGAUAAUGAACAAUCGUAUAGUCGAAAAUUGUCUAAAAAAAGUGAUAAGAUAUCAAAGAAAUCAAGCAAAGAGCUCAAGAAAGUAGGGAGUCAUCAUCAACAUCAACAUCAACAUCAACAUCAACAAUAUCAUCUUGAUGACACUGCUAGUUCUCCUGCCAUUACCCAUUCUAAGAUAUAUGAUAAUUCCCCUGCUAUGGACUUUUCACAAAACAUGUCAGCAGCCCAUUACCAGGGGACCCCUUCAUAUAACAAUCACUAUGGCGCCUUUUGGCAAUCUUCUCAUAUAAAAGAUGAUACAGAUCAUUCAGCACAACAUGGUCAGUUGAGAGGAAGAAGGUGGGAAUGAGUAAAUGAAAGGGACAAUGAUUAGAAAAUAUGUAAUUUAAUAAACUCCCUAAUUUUUUUUUGUAAUUUAGUUAAAUUUAUUCUCUCAAAGAGAGAUUGAUUAAGAAAUGUUGUAGAAAGUUGUUAAAGAUCUUAAGUAGUAGAUAUUGUUCUGUCUUUUUCCCUUUGGCUUAAUUUCAUUUUAUGAUUAAUUAUUGUGUAUUUUAUUUUAUUUGUCUUUUUUUCAUCUGUUAUUGUCAAGGCAAUGGGAAACAACAUGAC
This is a messenger RNA of Spinacia oleracea (spinach), 905 nucleotides long. RefSeq names its product protein SOB FIVE-LIKE 5. Bases 97 to 645 code for a protein of 182 amino acids. The record is from RefSeq and is a predicted model, not a curated record. Lineage: Eukaryota; Viridiplantae; Streptophyta; Magnoliopsida; Caryophyllales; Amaranthaceae. Gene Ontology annotation, biological process: cytokinin biosynthetic process. The transcript has 4 exons.